Raphanus sativus (radish) is the source of this 2112-nucleotide messenger RNA. RefSeq lists its product as uncharacterized. Gene Ontology annotation, biological process: protein desumoylation. Gene Ontology annotation, molecular function: deSUMOylase activity. Lineage: Eukaryota; Viridiplantae; Streptophyta; Magnoliopsida; Brassicales; Brassicaceae. The record is from RefSeq and is a predicted model, not a curated record. The transcript has 6 exons. The coding region runs from base 1 to 2112 and encodes 703 amino acids. Gene Ontology annotation, cellular component: nucleus.
AUGGGAGUGGUGAUGGGGCGUAAUGAGAAGGUGAACAUCCCUCAUAUGUAUAUUAAGUUGGUGAUGGAUCUUGACAAGCUUCGGAAGUUCCAUUGGGGUCUUCACUCCUACGACUUUCUGCUCAGUUCCAUUGACAAGGCUAGGAAGAGGUUGGGUAAGAAGGACAGCUACAUUUUCGAGGGUUUCUCAUAUGCUAUCCAGAUUUGGCUUAUGGAAGCAAUUCCGGAUUUUGGAGAAAUAUGUGGCAAGAGAGUCUCAGACAGCUUCAGAGGUCCAAUGUGUGGCAAUUGGAAAGGAGUUGCAAAAGUUUCUUAUCAAGACAUCACAAAACUUGAAGACUCUUUUACUGACAAGAGUGUCUUGUUCUCCGUCAUCUCAGUGAGAGGUAAUGAUGUCUUGAUCGAUCAAAUUUACAGAAGGAAGGGUGAGAUGGAAGAUGAACGAGUCGACCUUAUCCUGGAGAGGAUAAGGACAAAGUUUGAUUGGAGCAACACAGACUGGGAAGUUAUAGAAGCCGAAGACACUGUAAUGGAGGAAGCUGUGAGGGAUUAUAUUGAUGCAGAAGCUGCUAAUAUUGGCGAGGAUACUGAUGUUGUAGCAGACGAGGAGACCUCUUCGGUUGAGGUUACAGGAAAAGGCAAGAGAAAGGUUCAUGACGAAGGAGCGGAGACAAGAAAGAAUACAUCUGUCACGUCCUUGGGGGAGAUGCUCAGCGCGAAAAUGGAAAAUAUGGAGGCGAAAAUGGAAAAUAUGGAGUCGAUGUUUACGGAGAGGAUGGGUAAGAUGGAGAGCAUGGUGUCACAGCUGAGGUCUGCAAUCAGGUUGAGUGCAGAAGGGAGUGAUCCUAGCAUGAGCGAAGCUGAAGAAGAUGUUGUAAAGAACAAAGGUGAUCAAGCUGCAUCUAAGAAGACAGCCGCUGAAGCUCCAUCUAAGAGCAAAGGCGCUCAGGCUCCAUCUAAGAGCAAAGGCGCUCAAGCUGCUUCUAAGACCAAAGACAACCAAUCUCCACCAAAAAGCAAAGGCGGCCGAGCUCCACCAAAAAGCAAAGACACUCAAGCUGCACCAAAAAAGGCUGGGGAAAAGAUUGCUCUUGAAACUAAUGAUUUUGAUUUUGGAUUGAAUACACAAGACUUGGGGGACCUCCCCCAAUCUACUUUUGUCGAUGGUUUUGAUCUUUCUCAAGUUAAGGUUGAAAAGUCUAGUCAAGCAAGAGCGUUGGGCAAGUCCAUACCGCACUUAGUUGACGAGACAAGAGGUACGGCCGCGGAAACAGCCCCAGAUGCGGCAUUGGUGUUUCUCGGCGAAGAAGAUUGGGCAAAAGUAACAAAGUGGUCAACUUCCCCCACACCAAUACGUUGUGGACCUACUAUUUUAGAUACUGACGUUGUUAACCGUCUUAUGGAUCCAUUUGAGUGGCUGAAUAAUUGGGAGAUUGACGCCGCCAUGUUCGUAUUCCGGGAGAGAACAUCUCUCAAUCGAUGGAAACCGUUUCGAGUAGCUUUCAUGACGACGGUCUUCAGAAAUAUGAUUAAAAAAGAGUACAGUCUUCUCAAAGGGGGUAGGAGGAAAUACAAUCUUCACAAUUUGCUAGUUGAGUACGGCAAAGGGGUGCUUCCACCACGUGGUGCUACACAUGAGAUAUGGAACGUAGAUGUGGAUCGAAUGUAUGUCCCUGUUCACGUUAGUGGGAAUCAUUGGAUCGCCUUGUGCAUCUCUUUCGCGACCCGUAGUAUUGAUGUCUUCGACUGCUCGGAUAGAAAGCAUUACACCGAGGUGGAGGCUUUCGCAAUUAUGAUUCCUCGUAUUGUCAAGGCAGUACAGCCGGCAAAUCAUCAGAAGGAUUUCCUUAUCGGUGCAUAUACUGUUGAAUAUGUGAAAAUGGGUUCACUGAAUAAAAGUGCAUGUGAUUGUGGUGUUUAUGCAGUGAAGUUCAUCGAGUGCCAUGCGCUUGGAUUGGAGUUGUCUUUGCUGAAUGAUGAUAACAUCAAAGAAGCUCGACAUAGACAGUUGUGGGAUCUUUGGGAAGCAGCUAAUGACCAGGAACUUGUUGAGAAGAUGUCAAAGUAUGAACCUCCUGCUUGUCUUUCUUCGACCUACCAAGAGAUUCUGUGA